CGCUGCUGCCGCUGAUGACAGCGACGGCGGUGACGGUGGCGAAGGCGGCGGAGGCGGCGAGGAACGUGUGCAGCUGACGCGAGAGAACCGGUGCAGCAUCUCCUCGAGGUGUGACGACCAGGUGUGUCGAACCGGCAUCCCUAUCGCAGGCCAGCUUCUCGUCGUCACGCGCGGUGCGCACAUCCGCCACCAUGCCGUACUGCAUGUUGCUCCUCUCGAUCGCCGUUGCCACACAGGCGAACGUCUAUCUGCCGUCGAUCAAGGACUCUCAAAGACCGUGUAAUCCUCUGUUCGGAUGUACUCCCCAGGAGGAGCACAUGUUGACCGACACUCUUCUGCGAGAGCUGAUCAUCGAUCAGCUCGGAAACGAGUUCGCGGACGCGCCGGAUCCGUACUUUCUGGAAUAUCCGGAGAAGGCGAAGGAACUGCCGUUGGAAUUGCCGGCCGAUUACGACGGCAUCGACACGUUAAAUCCGAACCCGAGUAUACGAGAUCAGGAAUAUCUGCAGCACAGCACGCUGUGGAGCCAUCAGCGUGUCAAUAACAACAAGGGAAACGACAGGCAUAGGAUUCAGUCGGCCGGCUUGAAGGGAAUCAAGGACGAGAAGACAGAAAAUCCUCUGCCGGCUUAUUGCACUCCGCCGAAUCCUUGCCCAGUCGGAUACACAAGCGAAAACAAUUGCCUCACCAAUUUCGAGAAUACAGCAGCGUUCAGUCGCGACUACCAGAGUGCACAGGACUGUAUGUGCGAUACGGAACACAUGUUGGAAUGCUCAGGCGACUCCGGAAACAGUAACAACUUGUCAAACAUGCAUAUUUCGAAUUCUGACUUCAACCAAAUCGUCGAACAGUUUCAGGAAGAGAACCCAUUCUUCCAAGGAGAGAAAUUGCCGAUAGCCGCGAAAAAAGGCAUACACGUGAUUGAUUAAAGACUGCGGAAGCAAAGGCUCGAAAAAGAAGAAUGUAUUCACACGUAUAUACAUACGCAUACACAACACACACACAC
Messenger RNA from Odontomachus brunneus, 1006 nucleotides. RefSeq lists its product as uncharacterized. Gene Ontology annotation, cellular component: secretory granule. Lineage: Eukaryota; Metazoa; Arthropoda; Insecta; Hymenoptera; Formicidae. The transcript is spliced from 5 exons. The record is from RefSeq and is a predicted model, not a curated record. Gene Ontology annotation, biological process: regulation of hormone secretion; neuropeptide signaling pathway. Gene Ontology annotation, molecular function: enzyme regulator activity. The coding region runs from base 192 to 929 and encodes 245 amino acids.